AUGAUGGUAUUCCCGCAGCAAGUUUUGCGAAUGCUCAAGAAGCAACUGGCGAUUUACUUGCCUGCGAAGUCUAGAGAACAUUAUGGUCCCCGCUUGGUACCGCUGGCACAACCGCUGGUACUAGAUCGGGUAUUGAGACGCGCACACCGCUCGGCGCACGCCGCCACCACGACGGUUCUCAACUGGAGGGAAGGACUGGGGAAAAUAAGAAGCGACGCGCCAGCCAGAGGAGUUCCUGCCCCAGCCACCAACCGAACAGUUCCUACACCACCACCACCGACAACACCAGCACCAGCACCAGCAGCAACAGUCGCCGCAGUCCGCCAAGCAGAAGCCAGCCCCGAGACACCGCCGCCGCCUAGCAGUUGGGAAGCCUGCCCGUCCUCCGUCGUUUUAAUUAACCGUCACUCCGAAACCGCCCGCAAGAUUUACUCCAACCCGGUGACGAGACUCUACGUAUUGGAGCCAAUUUAAGCGCUGGGGUCGCAACCAGCCACCUACACAUCGCCGUGCUAUCUGACUUUCCGAAGAAGACAGACAUUUUUUUUUGCAUUUAAAAUAAAGCUUUGACUUGUAAAUAGUUUUGGAAAA
Sitophilus oryzae (rice weevil) is the source of this 591-nucleotide messenger RNA. RefSeq lists its product as uncharacterized. The record is from RefSeq and is a predicted model, not a curated record. The transcript is spliced from 3 exons. Lineage: Eukaryota; Metazoa; Arthropoda; Insecta; Coleoptera; Curculionidae. Bases 1 to 474 code for a protein of 157 amino acids.